Molecule: messenger RNA, 1050 nt
Organism: Ilyonectria robusta
Lineage: Eukaryota; Fungi; Ascomycota; Sordariomycetes; Hypocreales; Nectriaceae
Exons: 2
Coding region: 1-1050 (349 amino acids)
Source: RefSeq, a predicted model, not a curated record
AUGUCUUCACAAGGCCAGAGCCAAGGCACUGGCCAACCGUCUAACCGACUCCUACAGGGCCCUCCUUAUCUCAUCACCACGGUCGCCACCCUCGGCGGCACCCCCGUACCCUCAGUCGACGAUCCCAUCUGCGGCGUGCUCAUCGCCUUCUUCCUCGCCAGCGCCAUUUUCAACAUGACCAUCUACCAGAUCAAUCGGAAGCGCAACCACAAAUUCCUUUUCUCUGCGCUGUUUUUCGGCUUCUCUAUGGCUCGCAUUGUUGCCAACGCACUGCGCAUUGCUGUGGGAUCGGCGCCAACCAACGUCAAUCUUCGCAUCGCAUCUCAAGUCCUGACCAAUGCGGGCGUCAUAUUGCUCUUUGUCGUCAACCUACUAUUUUCUCAGCGCAUCUUCCGCGCCCACCACCCCCAACUCGGCUGGAGUAAGCCUGUCACAUUAGCAUUCCGCUCUCUCCUCUUCAGCAUCAUCGCUAUGCUUAUUAUGUCGAUAACUGUACUGGUAUACGGCUUCUAUACCAUCGACCCUAGUGUCCGCUCAAAACUUCGUACCAUCCAACUCUUUGCCGUUACUUAUAUUGCAAUACUUGCCUUCAUCCCAGCACCUAUUACUCUUCUUGCUAUUCUCCUGCCGCGCAAGGGUCCUGUAGAGAAUUUUGGCCAGGGCAGCAUGCAAACUAAGGUACGCCUUGUACUCUUCACGUCACUGCUACUCGCUUUUGGCGCAGGAUUCCGUGCUGGAGUAGCCUAUAUGGUACGUCCUGCUACCAACCCGGCUUGGUUUCAUCACAAGGCCUGCUUCUAUUUAUUCAACUUUGGCAUCGAAAUCAUCGUCGUCUACUCUUACGCUCUUUUACGCUUCGACCGCCGUUUCCACAUCCCCAAUGGCAGCAGCGACCCUGGUGACUAUUCUCAGGCACAAGACACGGCUAUAGCAUUAGAUGGCUCAGGGGUGCGGCUCAAUACCGGGUCCGAGGAGACCGUGAUAGACAAGGACGAGGCCCGCCGAGAAGGGGCAGAUGUCCAAGCUUUGGACAAGCGCGACAGGGCAUAG